Sitophilus oryzae (rice weevil) is the source of this 1241-nucleotide messenger RNA. RefSeq names its product tumor suppressor candidate 3 (gene Ostgamma). The coding region runs from base 129 to 1106 and encodes 325 amino acids. Lineage: Eukaryota; Metazoa; Arthropoda; Insecta; Coleoptera; Curculionidae. The transcript has 7 exons. Gene Ontology annotation, cellular component: oligosaccharyltransferase complex. The record is from RefSeq and is a predicted model, not a curated record.
AAUAAUAUCUGACAAGCACAUAAGACACGUUGACAGUACUCAGGUUUUUUUCAGAUAAAUAUCUCUUCUACAAAUAAUUCGAUUUAUGUGAUUUGCUCUAAACGUGUUACGUUACCAUAAGCCUAAAAAUGAGGAGACUACUUUUUACUAUAUUAGUAAUUCUUUCUGUUAUAAUUUACACGGACAGUCAAGCCAGAAAACCGUCGUCUUUAACAGAAAGGGUCCAACAGCUUACUGAUUUAGCCAGCAAAAAAUCUGUUUUAAGAUUCAACACUAAUAAGUUUAGAGAAUUUGUUAAAGCGAACCCCAGAAACUAUUCUGUCAUCGUUAUGUUUACCGCUUUGGCACCCCAAAGACAGUGUCAAAUUUGUCGGCAAGCCAGCGAUGAAUAUACAAUUGUGGCAAAUUCAUUCAGAUAUUCGCAAAGUUAUUCCAAUAAGCUUUUCUUUGGUAUGGUUGACUUUGAUGAAGGCUCUGAAGUAUACCAGAUGUUAAGACUGAAUACUGCUCCAGUAUUUAUCCAUUUUCCUCCUAAAGGCAAACCGAAAGCUGCCGAUACUAUGGACAUUCAAAGGAUUGGCUUUGCAGCUGAAGCUAUAGCGAGAUGGAUUAAUGACAGGACAGACAUUCCGAUUCGUGUAUUCCGUCCACCGAACUACUCAGGCACCCUCGCCAUAAUUAUAUUGUUCUCCUUUGUUGGCGGCUUUUUGUAUCUGCGAAGAAACAACCUGGAAUUCCUGUACAACAAAACGAUGUGGGGCGUGUGGGCUCUGUUCUUCUGUUUCGCCAUGACGUCGGGGCAGAUGUGGAAUCACAUCAGAGGACCGCCGUUCGUUCACAAGAAUCAACAGGGCCAGGUUGCCUACAUUCACGGAAGUUCGCAAGGGCAAUUUGUGUUCGAAACUUAUAUCAUCAUGGCAUUGAAUGGAGCUGUGGUGUUAGGUAUGAUCCUAAUGACUGAAGCUGCCAAGGGUAAAGGUGACCCCAGGAAACGCAAAUUCCUUGCUAUUCUAGGUCUAAUCUUGAUUUCAGUGUUUUUCUCACUGCUUUUAUCCAUUUUUAGGACAAAAACCCAAGGAUAUCCUUACAGUUUCUUAUUUAAAUAAGCAGCACUUACCACAGAAGAAAUAGGUUGAAGAUUAUUUAUUGUUUCGUUCAAGUCAUGUCACAGAAACAAUGAGUGUUAAUUUAAUAAAAUAUUUUUGUUUUAUAUUGUUUAAUAACAGAAAUUUUUAGGUUUA